Drechmeria coniospora is the source of this 1116-nucleotide messenger RNA. RefSeq lists its product as uncharacterized. Lineage: Eukaryota; Fungi; Ascomycota; Sordariomycetes; Hypocreales; Ophiocordycipitaceae. The record is from RefSeq and is a predicted model, not a curated record. The transcript is spliced from 3 exons. The coding region runs from base 1 to 1116 and encodes 371 amino acids.
AUGGCGAUCAAGACGGCAGCCGAGAUCGAAGCCGCCGUCGAGAGUGAGCUCAAAGGCACACCUUUUGCGGCCUCGUCUCUACGGCCACUCACGGGCGGCACCGCAAACUUCAUGUACCAUGCCCGUCUGCAAACCCCGCUCGCCGACGGAACGACAGAGGUUGUUGUCAAGCACGGCGAGGGCUAUGUCGCCCAAAACCCAGGGUUUACCCUCACCAAAUCCCGCUGCGAAAUAGAGGAGGAGACGCUGCGGCUCCUCGCCCGACUGCCGCACGCAUCAACCGCCGCCUGCGAGGUCGGCACGCCGGCCUUGCUUCACUUCAACCCGGAGACGUCGACGCAGAUACAAGAGUACCUUCCCGAUGCUCUGAACUUGAAGCAGUACGCCCUCCGGCACUACCAGGCACCCACCUCGGAUGGCUUCAAGCCGCAGUGCCUCCAGCUCGGCCGCUGCCUCGGCACAUGGCUGCGCGACUUUCAUGAGUGGAGCGAGCAGGCGGCCAACCACCACUUGCGAGAGCUCUUUUCGCGAAACGGGGAGAUGCAGAAUGUCAAGAAGAUGAUCAACUACGACCGGCUGCUUCACAUGGUGGCCAAGUAUCCGUCGGUCCUGGGAGGAUGCGCCGACGUGUUGAUGCAGGUGUCGGACAUGGCAUCCGCCGAGCUCCAGGACCCGGCGCGUCUCCAUGUCAUCCACGGAGAUUUCUGGACCGGAAACAUCUUGCUUCCCGACGUGGCCAUGGACGACGGUAAACCGACGCCGAUCAAGAUUGUGGACUGGGAGAUGGCCCAGCUCGGCGUCCGACCCCUCGACCUGGGCCAGGUCAUCGCCGAGCUGUGGCAGCUAAAGCUGUACAAGGAGAUCGAGGCCGGCAGCUGGAUCAUCCAGGGCUUCGUCGACGGAUACGGCAGCGUCGACGACAAGUUCAUGCUGCGCGCUGCCGUUCAUGUGGGCGCGCAUCUGAUAUGCAUCGGUUCGAGCACGUCGGGCUGGGGCACGCCGGCGCAGAGCGAGCAGGUUGUCAAAGCUGGCAGGGAUGUGCUGCUCAAGGCGUGGAAGGGCGACGUCGGAGCCUUUGACGGACAUGAUCUCGCAUGCCUCCUUAACACACGAUGA